AUGGGUCUUCUCAAUGAGCAGAGCAUGGCCGGAAGUGGCUCCAUCACGAACGGUUCGAAGCCCAGCUCGUACAAGCCGCUCAAGCUUGUCAGCAAGAAGUACCCUCACCUCGAGAGGAGCGACGAGAAGCCCGCGGCGGUGGCGCGGGAGGUUACGCUCUUCCACACCAUCGAGCAGCUCGCUGCUCUGGAGGCCACGCUGCACUUCAUCGUGGAGGGUGUUCGGGCGAAAGCGACGGACAUCGCGUUCUUCUGCCGGGAGUACUGGGGAAGUUCGGCGUCGCUGGCCCAGCUGUCGCUGGACGAGCUUUCGUGGGGUGACCCGCUGGCGGGCCAGGUGCGGAGGGCCUGCGCGCUGGAGAGCCUCAGCAUGGCCGCCCUGUCCUGGGUGUCCUCGGGGACCAUGCAGGACGUUUCCAUGCCAAUGCGGCUGAAGCUCCGCAGUCUGACUCACCACCUCCACGCGAACUGCCUGGCGCUCCUGGACCUUGUGCGGCAACGAUGGGACAGAGAGGGCAGAGAGCGGGGAGGCGGGUCGGAGAGGCUGCACUGCCCGAGCAGCAUCGACUUCAAGAUCCUCGAGGGGGAGGCUGGCCGCUACACGUCGCUCCGGGACGGGGACCACGGCCCAGCGCUGGCGAAGAACAGCGAGGCGAUCACGGGGCUGCUGCAGCCCCUCGCGGCGGGCGGCGCGGGCGACGUGCUCCGCGCCGUGCGCGACAGGCUCCUGGACGACACCCCGCUGGAGCGCCUGGCCACCAAGGCCGUGCGGUCGGACAUGCUGGCGCUGCUGCGCUUCCAGGCCCUCUCUGGCGGCUGCGCCUCGGACUCCUCCGGCUCGUGGCCGCCGCGGGACCCCUACGAGCGAUCUGGCAAAGGCCGCUUCGCCGAGGGCGGGGCGGCCGUGCUGUUCGAGCCCCACGCGCCGGUGAUCGCGGACCUGGACAGCGACACGUUCCUGCCGAGGAGAAGCAGCGCGAGCAGCUCCACAUUCUACACGCUCGUGUUGGAUUUGGACGAGACUCUGGUGCACACCCCCGCGAGCUCCAAGAGCUUCCGUGUGCGGCCAGGGGCGGCACAGUUUCUCCAGAAGAUGUCUUCGCUCGGCUACGAGCUGGUCAUCUUCACCACUGCCACCCAGGACUACGCCGACAGCAUCAUCGACCAGAUAGACCCGCGCAAGUUGAUCAAGUUCAGACUGUACAGGCAGCACACGCUGCCCUGGGGCCCCCUCCACAUCAAGGACCUGAGCCGGCUGGGGAGAGACCUGGGCCGCACCCUGAUCAUCGAUAACAUCGCGGAGAACUUCUUGCUCCAGCCGCAGAACGGGAUACUCAUACGGGACUGGCUCGAGGACCCUCAGGACCAGUGCCUGUUCAACCUUACGCCAGUGCUCGAGGAGCUGAUCAAUACUUGCGCCCAG
Messenger RNA from Prorocentrum cordatum, 1422 nucleotides. The record is from the annotation of a GenBank genome assembly. Lineage: Eukaryota; Dinophyceae; Prorocentrales; Prorocentraceae.